AUCGCACUUCUUAUAGCCUGGCGUUCAAGCCGACCGAGCACAGCCAAGGCUGAGCCUCACGGGACGAACUGAGCGCUUUCUCUUUCCCAAUGUUUUGGUUUGAAUUUGCUAUCAUGACCUAGACGGCACCUGGGACCUCCUGCAAGGCUGGGCAGGAGGGGCCUACCCCGCGCGGGAAAAUGGGCCUACUCGAGGAUUCCCAUGCCGGGCUCUUUGCAAAUGCAACGACUGGCAUGCAGGAGUGUAUUAAAGAUAUUGAGGAGAAGGCGAUGAGCCUGUCUGAAGCGGACCUCGAGAACCGUCUCGCCGAUACCCGUCCCCGUACUAUCAGCCAGCUUAAUGAUGCUAUUCAACAGAAGUUAAACACGCUACUGUCCAUAAGCGGCUCCACGUUGGACCCGAACAAGAUGCUUCAGCAACUGGGUGCGUUGUUCGUCGAGAAGCGCCUGCGCUUGCAGCAGCAGAAACAGCAGCAGCAGAAGCAGAAGCCGGCGUCGAAGGAAUGGCUCAAUCUGGCCGCGCGCAACCAGGCGGAGGCUGGGGAGGCCCAAGGCUGGGCGGCAGAUGCCCGCGUGGCUGGUUCAGCGGCUGUUCCAGCGGCUGGGCGUGCGGCAGCCGGCCCGCCGCAGCGGUUGCAGAGCGUGAACGGCGGCAACCCAUUCGUACGGCGCACUCCUGGCAGCGCCCAGGCAGCCGCGGCACAAGGCAAGCUGCAAGGGCCACCACGCCCGCCGGUGGGCAACCAGCAGGGGAGUCGGUUGCAGCGGCAACUGCUCGCCGGCGCCAGCGGCCCUUCUACGUCAACAGCCGCGCCGGCGGGCGCAGCCGCUGCAGCUCCAGGCCUGCGGCGCCUGCGGUCAGGAAGCGGCGGUGGCGAAGACAGCAUCACGGUGCUGGAGGACGGCACCAGCACAGGGAUAUGCCGGAGCUGCAGGAAAAAGUCAAUACUGGAAGGAGGAGAUCCGUGGUGCUUGGAUUGCGCCGAAGCUGCUCGGGACGCCGAAGCUGUUCUGGACGCCGGGGCCAACAAGGCCAGGGGCGUUGCGGGGAGGAAGAACCGGGAGUUGGAGCGGCUGCAACAACCUGGCGCGAUGAAGCCUGCGUACAGGCCGGGGCCGGCGCCCUUAAAGCCCCAAGUGCCGCCGAUCGGGAGCCGGAACUUUUACCAGCAGUCCGGCGCAGGCGGUGCGGCUGGUGCAGGCGGCGGCGCGGCUGGUGCGUCCGGCAGGCCGCAGCGGCAAGCGGCAAAGCUUACGGCAGCAGGCGCCGCAGGUGCAGCGGGAGGCGCCGCCGGGGAGUUGACACGGGACUACCCCCGCUCGCGACCGCGCAAGCCGGCGCCCGAGCAAGCGCAGGAGCAGUCACAGGAGGGCCCCAUCGAGCUGCUGGACAGCGACGACGACGUGGAGGACACCACCGCCGUGGCGGCGGCUGGCAACCGCGGCGGAGCCGCGGGCCCCGGCCCCUCUUCCGCCGCCGCGGCCGCGGCCGGCGGCGGCAUGACCACCCGCCGCGGCACCAAGCUCCCCGGCCCGGCCCGCAAGCCCGACCUGCGCGGCGACUACCGGCAGCUGCACGUGAUGCUGGCGGGGCUCAAGUGCUGCUACCCGCCGGCCGGCGGCAAGCAGAGCGUGGAGGUGCUGGCGGAGGACCUGGCGCGACUGCAGCCGGGCGAGUUCCUCAACGACACCUGCAUCGACUUCUACAUGAAAUACCUGGAGCACCAGCUGCCGCCGGAUCAGCGCCACCGCUACCACUUCUUCAACAGCUUCUUCCUCAAGAAGCUGCAGGAGAAGCCCAAGAGCGUCAAGACGGCCGACGGGCAGGGCGGCAAGAGCCCGGGGGUGCCAGAGCAGCGGCGGCUUGCGCACCAACGCGUGAGGAAAUGGACUAAGGGCGUGGACCUGUUCUCCAAGGACUACAUCUUCGUGCCUAUCCAUGGCUACCUGCACUGGAGCCUGGUGCUCAUCUGCCACCCGGGCAACAUAGUGCGGAAGAAGCCCUACAAGGCGCCGCUGCCGGCCGGCGAGGAGCUGGAGCGGGAGGAGCAGGCGGAGCAGGAGGAGCAGGGGAUCGGCACGCCCGCCCUGCUGCACUUUGACUCGCUGGACGGCACACACUCCACGAAUCAGCACUGGCCGACUCUUCGCGCCUACCUUCAGCACGAGUGGGAAGAGCGGGCCGGGGACGACAGCCAGCCCGACAGCGUGCCGCGCCGCUGGGCCAAGAGCUGGGAGGCGGCAGUGGCCGCGGGCCUGGUGCCAGCGCCGCCCAAGAUCCAUUGGGCUGCCAAGGACUUGCUGCGGGGCGUCUCUCUCAGCGGCCGCCUGCCCAAGCAGACAAACCACACAGACUGCGGGCUCUUCCUGCUGGCCUACAUCGAGUUCUUCACCGCCGCCAACCCCAAGGUGGUCGUGGUCAAUGGCUGCGAUGCCAAAGACGUGCUGCCGUUCGACUACAACAAGGAGGCCGCCUCGCCGGCAACCUUCAUGAAACCUGAUUGGUUCGACCGCGCCAACACCGCCCGCCUGCGCGACCGCAUGCGCGCACUCAUCUGCGGCCUCAUGAAACAGCGCCUGGACGAGAAGUUGGAGGCGGACGCGGCCGCCGCAAGGGCGAUGGCGUUGACCGCCGUGGCCGCCGCGGCGGAGGGCGAGGACCAGAACGGCGACGGUGACGGUGGGCAGGAGCAGGUGGCGGAGGUGGCGGAGGCCAAGGCGGCGGCGGACAAGGCGCGGGCGGAGGCGCUGGGGGCGCUGGCGCAGGACCCCAAGUACGUGGUGCUGUGCCGCGUGCUGCAGGAGCAAGAGCGGAAGCGGCAGGAGCUGGAGGAGAAGCCCCUGGACGAGAAGCAGCCGGGCAUCGUGUACCUGCAGCCAAAAGAUUACCUCCACCUGCGCACCGUCAACCCCAGCGGCUUCGACGCGGCGGCACGGCGGCGCGGCGGCGCGGCGGACGACUCGGAUGUGCUCAUGGAUUCGGACGACGACGAGGACGGGCGAGACGGCAUGGAGGACGCGGCAGCCGUGAUCGUGACACCUGCCAAGCACUACACGCGGGGGGCCAAGAAGGCCGUGCAGGCCGCUGAGGCGGGGCGCACGGCACGCAACCAGAAGGCCCCGGCGACAGCAGCUGCCGCAGCCGCGCUAACGGUGGACCUGAGCGAGCCCGACGGCGCAGCGGGCGCGGCGGCGGCGGCAGCGGGCGCGGGCGGGGGCGGCUCAGGGGCGGGCCAUGACGUGGUGGACCUGCAGGACGAGGGCGACUUCGACGACAACAGCACGGAGCCGGACACGGACGUCGCGGAGGCGGCGGCGCCGGGCGCUGAGCCACAGCAGCAACAGCAGCAACAGCAGCAACAGCAGCAACAGCAGCAACAGCUGCAACAGCUGCAACAGCAACAGCAGCAACAGCAGCAACAGCAGGCGGCGCCGGCCGAGGAUGAGGCCGAGAAUGAGGACAUGGAGUCUGAGGACGCGACACAGGGUGACGCGGGAGCGGAGGGCGCGCAGCCCAUGGACCUGGACGGCGGCGGCGGUGGCGGUGGUGGCGGCGGCGAGGAGGAGGAUUUUGGGACGGAGCCGGACGAGCUGGCCGCUGCGCGGGCGGAGGAGUGGGAUGACGAGGAGGAGUACGGCGAUGCGGUAGAGGACGUCUUCGCAGACGAUGAGGCCGCGGAAGAGGCGGCGGAGGCUGAGGAGGCACAGCAGCAGGAGCAGGCGCUUGGCUCUGGGAAGAAGCAGCGAGCCGCGACCGAGCUGGAGGCGCUGCCACCCGCCAAGCGGCCAAAGCAGGGCGCUGACGCAGCGGACGAUGGCCUGGGCGGGGCAGUCGGGCGGCGCCAGCAGCCGCAGCAGCAGCCGGCUGACGUGAAGGACAUGGACAGCAACAGCGAUGAGGAGGACAAUAUGCAGCUGGUGCGCAGGGGCAGCGCGGCGACGGCGGGGCAGGCGGCAACGUGGUCACAGGCAGCGGCCGACACGGGAGGGGGACUGGAGGAGCAGCCGGGGGAGGAGGAGGGGGAGGAGGAGGGGGCAUCCGACGACGAUGAGGCAGACCCGGAGCACCUGCCAGGCCGUACGGGGGCGGCCAGAGCGGCGUCUGAGCCCAAGGGUCGGGGCGGGGCAGCGCCUGGAGGCCACGGCUAUGUCGGACAGUCAAAAAUGCUUCUGAGCAGGCUCAGCACGGGCCACGAAGGGGCGCCUGCCGCGGCAGCCCAGGAGGCAGCCGGGAAGGAGGCAGAGGCGGGGGCCCAUGAGGCGCACGAGGGGCCGCCGUCGGCCGCUGCCGCGACAGACGGCAUGGCGGCGAGCUCGGGCGGCAAAGCCUCUGCCGGCAAGUCGUUGAAGCGGCGGAAGGACCCCACGCCGCUGCCGGGCGGGCCUGCGGCUCCUUCGCCAGCGGCAGCUGCGACCGCGCCGCCCACUGGCCCUGACCAGCAGGCCGUGGCGGCGGCGCAGCCGCACGGCGAGCGGCACGACAAGUCCUGUGAAAGCAUGUUUGCCAGGCUGGUUAAGGCACGAGCCAACAAGCCCGGCAGCGGCCGCACGCCGGAUGUGGCACAUGGGCCAGCGGUGCUUGCCGCGGCCGCGCUGCGGGGCCAGGCUGCGGGUCGGCAGCGGCAUCAAGACCUACCGCACUACGUGCAGCAUCACGGGCAGCAGCUGCUGCGCGGCGCCGCGGCCGGUACUGCGCGAUUGCACGUGCACUUCGAUGAUAACGGCAACCCGUGUGACGCGCCGGCGGACCCAAACGCCAUGGCGGCCGCCGCAAGCAGCGGGCCUGACCCGCAACAGCUACGGGCGGCGGCCGCGGUCGGACGCACGCCAGGGAGCGAGGCGCAGGGCGGCGGGGAGCCACAUCGGCAGGGCCAGCACCAGCACCCGGAGCAGCACCCACACCAGCUUCAGCACCAGCAGCAUCCACAUCACCAGCAGCAAGCGCAACCGCAACCGACACCUUGUCCGCUUCCGCCGUACGUGCCAUCCGAGUCGCCGCCGAAGAAGCCUAGGGUGGUACCGCUUGGGCGACCUGCUCAGCAACCGCCCACGCCCACCAACAACCGGGCGGCGCUGGAUGCGUGCAAGACGCACAUGCCAGGCGGCGGCAUCACCAGUGCACAUGCGGCGGUGACUGCAGCGGCAGGUCCCUCCUCGCAGCUCAACCCCAAGACAAAUCGCUUGGCGCUGCCAGCAGGGCCAUACGGCCUGACGCCCCGGCCCGUGUCGCUCUCCACGUCGGCGUUACCCGGCAUGCCGUGUCCGCCCGGCUUCACCGCCGGUGCUACUGCUGCUGCCGCUGCUGCUGCUUCAGCUGCUGCCGGGGCCGCGGCGCGGUUCCAGCCCAACAGCCGUGCAAACGCGGCGGACUUUGAUCCGGAUUUGAGGAUUGAUCUUAGCUAUCCGCAGCCUGGGCAGCUGCAGCCGCCGGCACCUGCACCGCCCCAUCACAUGUCUGGCCGCGCUCGCCUGGACCCGGUCCAUGAUGGCAUCCCGAUGCGCGCCGAUGAGACGCAGCAGCAGCUUGAGGCUGCGGUAUGGCCUACGGACGCAGGCAGGCAGCCGAGGCCCGUGCCGCAGGCAGCGCGGCAGCCGGCCGCAGCUCAGGACGCAGCGGGGAGUGGUGGCGGCGGUGGCGGUGGCGGUGGCGGUGGCGGUGGCGGCGCUUUCACUCCUAGCGAGUUAUUCGGAUUCCAGGUCAGCCCGGCCAUCGCUCCACCGCGAGACUCAAUCAGGAUGCAGGAAUUGCGGCGCGGGAUAAGCAGUGGCAGUGGUGCCAAGCAGUCUGCUGCGGGCACACCGCGGGCGCAAACGCACGCCGGACAAUUGCCUCCGCAUCUGCACCCCUUGAACAACAGCGUUGGUUCAGCCGCAGGCGGUCAACAGUCGCCGCAACAGCAACAGCACCAUCAACAGCUGCAGCCUUAUCAUCAGGGGGUCUACGCGCAAGGCUCACAGCAGUCGCGGCAGAGCGGCGGCGGCGGCGGCGGCACGUGGAGUAGCGGCAGGGCGGCGGCGGCGGACGCACUGCAAGGCGACAGCCUCGCGCGGCAGGUGUUGUCACGACACCCACAGCUGUAUGACGCGGGUGUGCAGGGCCGGGUCCAGGGUGACGCUGCGAGCGCACAUGCUCGUACUUAUGCAGCCCUCGCAGGCAGCGCGGGCGGCGAAGCUCCUGGCCAAUCCGUACCUCGCAUGGCACCAGAAUUGUUUGGGCAAGGUGGUGGCGGUGGUGGUCCGCCGCAGCAGCCUCAGCAGCAGCAACAGCAGUACAUGCAGCUGUACAUACAGGCGCAGCCGCAGCCCCGCAAUGAGCAGCAGCAAUGCCUGGCCGCAGCAGCGCGAUACCCGCAGCCCGCGGGCACUGGGCACCACGGCGGCGAGCAGGGGCCGGCGGGGGUCGGGGCGGCGGCGCGCGGUGGCCAGCCGCAUGCGCGAGGGGGCGAGCUGCAGCCACUCCAGCAAGUGCAGGACCAGCAGCAAGAAGAGCAGCUGAUCCAGUCGUUGCAGCAGCCUGACCAAGUUGACAAACUUCGCCAGGCACUAGGAAGGUCUGUGCAGCAGCGUGGGCGCUCAAGGGUACCCGCGCAACCGCAAGGGCAGGCACGCCAGGCUACUACCCCGCCGAACGAAGUGGCGGCAGCGGAGGUGGCGGAGGAGGCGGAGGAGGCGCAGGAGGAGGAGGAGGAGGAGGAUGGGGAGGUGGAGGAGGCGGAGGAGGAGCCGGACAAGCGAACGCUUACAGCAGAGUUCCGCAAUGGUCUGGCCGCGCACAUGGAGCAGCAGCUGCAGCAGCAGACUCCGGCGGCAGCGCUUCCACUGCAGCAGCAGCAGCAGCAAGCAGCUCCUACACAGUAUACCGCCACCCAUACAACGGCCCAUCUGGUGCCGCCACCGGGUGGCAAUGACUCGGAGGCGGAUGAUGAGGCGCCGGCUCCGGGUGACGAGGGCGAGCCGGCGUCGCGCAGGGAGAAGAAACAGCGGCGCAAGUCCGGCAGGAACAAGCGGCGCAACUCUGGCCACGAGCGGUCACGCAGCAUGCCGGCUGAUGAGCAGCCCAGCCCUUCACACCAACAGAAACGGCGUCAGGCGCAGGGCCUGGCCACGGCAACGGACACAGAGGCGGCGGGGGCGGGGCCGGCGGCGAUCCAGCCCGGGCCGCAGGAGCCGCAGCGCGUGCCAGACCAGGGCUCACACCUGCAGCCCAGCCCAGACGUCGCCAUGGGGGACGCAGACGGCCAGGCCGAGGGCCAGGCGCAGCAGCGGACGCCGGCGCACACGCCAGCGAUUGCCGGCGCGGCGGGCAGCGGGCGCGCUGUACGCUCUGGUGGAGCGCGUGCAGGCUCGGGCGGGGCCGCGGGCGGAAGCGGAGGCAGAGGGACCGCAUCGUUGGCGCAGGCUGGGCUGCUGCAGUCGCAGACCGGCAGUGGCCAGGAGGAGCUGCAGCUGCAGCUGCAGCAGCCGCAGCAGCAGCUCGCGCCAGAGGCCGCGCCGCCGCCGGCUCCCCUUGAGGCCGAGGACUUGGUGUCUGAGGACGAGGCCGACGGGGGCCACGAUCGGCUACCUCAGCAGCCGGGACGCCCUGAGCCGUCUUUGGCACCGACGAGUGUGGCGGGCGGUGCGAGCGGUGGCCGCGGCGACGCUGAUGUGGUAGCACGUCAGGAGGGCCCAGGGGUCUCAACGCGCAAGCGCCAGCGGGCUACCGGGGCGGCACAGCCGGCGCCCGCGCAGGCACAGCCCGCUCAGCGCGCGGCGGCUCGCGCUGGCGGCGGCGGGCCCGCCGCGGCGUUGGCAGGGGGCGCCGGCGCCCGGCCCGGCGCGAUCGACUUGGCGUCUGACGACGAUGAAGGGGAGGCCGAGCAGGCCGAGGCGGAGGAGGAGGCUCAGCCGCCGCCGCCGAAAGCGGCCCGCAGGGCGGGCGCUGCCGACAGGGACCAACCGCAGACGCUUGCAUCCUUGGAAAUGGUGCGCGAUGCCGCUGCUGGCGCGGCUGCCGCCACCGCAACAGCUUUCAAGGCCAAUGUCACCGUAACGGACAUCCGCAAUCGCGCCCGCGGAGCUGCGGCCCGCGCUGUGGUAACGGACCCCAAAGAGGUGCUUGACGUCGCCAAUUCUGAGGGCGAGGACGAAGAGGAGGAUCAGCAGGAGGCGGGCGGCGCUGCAGCGGCGGCAGGCGAAGGGGAGGACGAUAUGGAAGAGGUGGUGGUGGACGAGGAAGAGGACGAGGAGGAGGAUGACGACGAGGAGGAGGAGGAGGACGAGAUUGAGGAGGACAGCGACGAUGAUUACGUUGUGCCGCUGCAGGACCAGAAGCAGCGGGCCCGAGCGGCAGCAGAGGGGCAUGCAGCGGCGAGGGACCGCGCUGCUGCACAGGCGGGCGCGCCUGAGACUGCGACGGGUCCCCGGACGCGCCGCUCCGGCGCCUUGGAGCCGCCGCUGCGCCCGCAGCUGCCGCACUUUGGUGGUGGUCGCCAGGCGGGCGCGAAGGGCUGGCCCGCAGCCGGCGGCCAUGCCGCUGCUGCUGCAGGCGCCGGCGCAGCCGGUGCCGCAGCCGGCAGGGUGCCCCUGGAUACCAAGGCUGCGUUGGCCGCGGCGGCAAACGGUGCUGGGCGCGUGCAGGGCCUGCGCGGUCAGACGCUGGCGGGCACAGCCCCCCCCAAAGCUGGCGGUGCUCGACUGAUGCAGUCCACGAUAGGAGGCGGCCGCGCAGCCGCUGCGGUGCCCAAAGGCGCCCGCGGAGGCAAGCGGAAAAGCACGGGGGAGGGAGGCUCCGGGGGCGGACGCGGAGGCAGCCGCAAGCGGAAGUCCGGCGGGGAGGGUGGCGUCGAGAAGCGGCUGGGCGGUGGCCGAAAGCAGCAGCCUCAGAAACCACACAACCUCGACCCAAAGCAGCUUAUGUUUCAGCCGGCAGGGCGCCUGGACGCGGCUACCGCAGCGGCGAAUGACGAGGCGAUAGACUUGAUGGAUGACUGACAGCUUACUAGGAGCAGCAGCACUGUGUGGGAGAUCACUGGAGUUCGGAAGGAACGGCAGUUCAGCAUGCAGGCUCCAAUGCUGAGUUGGUUUGGGCGCGCAUGUUCGGGGCCGGUGCGCUGUGUUAAGAUAAGAGAUAGGUCUAGGCAGGCAACCACAGUCAACAUCGGGUGCUGUGAAUGUCGUAACGGCAGGACCGCAACGCGUGUAUUUGAUUGUGAACUGUGAGUUUGGGGCCACCGGGCGCGUGAAUUUGGUUGCGCAUGCGGUUCCAGUCGGCACGCCAUCAAAGGCUGGGCUUCACGCAGGGCAUGUCGCCGAAUGCGAACUCAUCUGCCAUGCUAAUCGGCGUGUCGGAGGUGUAACACAAGUUAGGUAACGGCGACUUCGGGCUAUCGAGACGCAGCUAUGGCUUUUGGGAGACAGCGUCAGGUGGUGGUGGUGGUGAUGGGAACUGGGCAGCACAGGCUGGGGUCAGUGGACAGUGGUGUAGAA
This is a messenger RNA of Chlamydomonas reinhardtii, 9467 nucleotides long. RefSeq lists its product as uncharacterized. Gene Ontology annotation, biological process: proteolysis. The record is from RefSeq and is a predicted model, not a curated record. The transcript has 20 exons. NCBI's taxonomy places the organism in Eukaryota, Viridiplantae, Chlorophyta, Chlorophyceae, Chlamydomonadales, Chlamydomonadaceae. Bases 408 to 8972 code for a protein of 2854 amino acids. Gene Ontology annotation, molecular function: cysteine-type peptidase activity.